Molecule: messenger RNA, 849 nt
Organism: Recurvomyces mirabilis
Lineage: Eukaryota; Fungi; Ascomycota; Dothideomycetes; Mycosphaerellales; Teratosphaeriaceae
Gene: PRE8
Product: Proteasome subunit alpha type-2
Exons: 4
Coding region: 1-849 (282 amino acids)
Biological process (GO): ubiquitin-dependent protein catabolic process; proteasomal protein catabolic process
Cellular component (GO): proteasome core complex, alpha-subunit complex; proteasome core complex
Source: RefSeq, a predicted model, not a curated record
AUGGCCGACCGCUACUCUUUCUCCCUCACCACCUUCUCGCCCAGCGGCAAGCUGGUCCAAAUAGAAUAUGCACUUAAUGCAGUGAACCAAGGCGUGACCAGCCUCGGCAUCAAAGCAGCCAACGGCAUCGUCCUCGCCACCGAAAAGAAGUCAAGCACGCCUCUCAUCGACUCCGCCUCCUCCUCCAAGAUCUCCCUCAUAACCCCGAACAUCGGCAUGGUCUAUUCCGGCAUGGGACCCGAUUACAGGGUGUUGGUGGAUAAAGCGCGAAAAGUCAGUCACACCGGCUACAAGAGAAUCUACAACGAAUACCCUCCCACCCGGAUACUAGUGCAAGACGUAGCGCGCGUGAUGCAGGAGGCGACGCAGAGCGGAGGUGUGCGACCGUAUGGUGUGAGUUUGCUCGUGGCAGGGUAUGACGAAGGGAUUGAGCCGGAAGAAGAGAAGAAGGCUGGAGGAGAAGGAGGCAUGGAUGUGGAUACCGAGAAGCAUAAAUCCGGCAAGACUGGCGGGAUUCUGAAAGGGGGACCGAGUCUCUACCAAGUCGAUCCUUCCGGGUCGUACUUUCCCUGGAAGGCCACCGCAAUUGGGAAGAGUGCGACGAGCGCCAAGACGUUCCUGGAGAAGCGGUAUACCGAGGGGUUGGAGCUGGAGGAUGCGGUGCACAUUGCGCUUUUGACGCUGAAGGAGACGAUUGAGGGGGAGAUGAAUGGUGACACGGUGGAGAUUGGCAUCGUCGGCCCACCAGCAGACGAUCUGCUCGGCUACGAGGGGGUGGCAGGCGCACAAGGUCCACGAUUCCGGACGCUGUCGCCGGCGGAGAUUGAGGACUACCUGACAAAUCUAUGA